Messenger RNA from Pelobates cultripes (western spadefoot toad), 23132 nucleotides. NCBI's taxonomy places the organism in Eukaryota, Metazoa, Chordata, Amphibia, Anura, Pelobatidae. The record is from the annotation of a GenBank genome assembly.
GUCGGAGGGAAGAGGCGGAGCAGGGAGGUGACACGUCGGGAGAUUGUUGGGAGCUGCUCUUAGAGGAGGAAGGAGAGUGAAUGGGAGUCACACAGAGAGACUCACAGAGAGAGUGACUGCUGGGAGUCACACAGAGAGAGAGACUCAUACAGAGAGAGUGCUGGGAGACACACACUGAGAGAGAGACCCACACACAGAGAGAGAGGGCUGGGAGCUGCUCUUAGAGGAGGAAGGAGAGUGAAUGGGAAUCACAUAGAGAGACUCACAGAGAGAGUGACUGCUGGGAGUCACACAGAGAGAGAGACUCAUACAGAGAGAGUGCUGGGAGACACACACUGAGAGAGAGACCCACACACAGAGAGAGAGGGCUGGGAGCUGCUAUUAGAGGAGGAAGAAGAGUGAAUGGGAGUCACACAGAGACAGAGAGUGACUGCUGGGAGACUCACAGAGAGACAGACUGACUCACACACAGAGAGACAGACAGAGUGAGAGAGGGCUGGGAGCUGCUAUUAGAGGAGGAAGAAGAGUGAAUGGGAGUCACACAGAGACAGAGAGUGACUGCUGGGAGAGACUCACAGAGAGAGUGAGAGUGAGAGAGAGCUGGGAGCUGCUAUUAGAGGAGGAAGGAGAGUGAAUGGGAGUCACAGAGAGUGACUGCUGGGAGACUCACAGAGAAAGAGAGAGAGACUCACACAGAGAGUGACUGCUGGGAGACACACAGAGAGACAGACUGACUCACACACAGAGAGACAGACAGAGUGAGAGAGGGCUGGGAGCUGCUCUUAGAGGAGGAAGGAGUGUGAAUGGGAGUCACACAGAGAGUGACUGCUGGGAGACACACAGAGAGUGAGAGAGACUCACACAGAGAGUGAGACUGCUGGGAGACAUGGGGAGAGAGGGCUGCAGAGAGACAGCUUAGUGGGCAUUACCAGCUGUGUGUGAGAGACUCCAGCACAAAGUUAGACAGUCAGUCUGUGCUCCUUCGCACUAUUUACAUCCUCAGUGAUUCUAUUUAUUGGGACCCAGAGCUGAGUGAGGGGACUGUUAGAGCAACUCCUGGAAUUUGGGGGAUUCUGUGCUGGUCCCCUAGGAGUCCCCCCUUCUCUAGUUAUCUAGGUAGACACAGGGGACAUGAGCUGGACAUAGCAUAUGAGAGACCGCUAAUUCUCACGCACAAUUUGCAGACCGAGGCCAGUGCCCUUGGCACUGCUCAUCUUGGGAUUUGGGGGGUUGCAGGCUGCAAUGCGACUGUCCAUGUUACUGUCAUUGCUCCGGCCUGCGGGCCCCGUGGUGGUGGGCAUUUCUCUGGGCUUUACACUCAGCCUGCUAAGUAUAACAUGGGUAGAUGAACCAUGUGGGAGUAUAUUGAGGCUCCCCGGGGGGUCAGGGUUGGCUUCAGACCCCAUACAUGAUAGGAGCAAUGUUAAUUCAGCCAGAAAACCGAACUCCGUUCCAGCUGGGAUGGAGAACGGCGAAAAUUUUGAACCCAGAAUCAUUCCUUACAAGCCACCGGACCCCCGCAAAGUGCAGGAGAAACCCAAUCGGUGAGUAUGCUGAUUGCUCUUCUAUAUGUGAGUUCCCAAAUGUGAAGGACACAGAAAUUUGUGAUUCCAGUAAAUAAAUAAAGACUGCAUUCAUUUUUGUGUCUGGAAUUUUUAUAGCGCCAACUUAUUCUGCAGCGCUUGACAAUAUUAUAAAGGGGAAAUUUAACAAUAAACUAUACAGUUACAAAUUGUUACAAGGACAAAAUGCUGAUGCUGUAUUAUGUUCACCUGUUAGAAUUAUGUGCUCCAAUAUUUACAUUUUUCCAAAUGUGAAUAGAUGGGUUUAAAUGUACUGGCAGUACCGACCUGAUCACUCUGUUUCAUAGUGUGUCGUAAGUAUUAAUUUUGUUAGUUCUUACAGUACGUUUAGUAUGCUGUGACUGUAAUAUCCUACAGCAAAUACCAUAUUGUCAUUUGACGUGGCAAAAGAACCAUAUUAUCCUAUUUAAUGUAUGCGUCCAUGUCUGGAUUGUCUGUAAUUUUCUGUCUAGGAAAUAACUAAACCUCCUGUAAUUUGCACAGUGAUGACUAAAUUUGCCCUAUGUUAUUAAUCUAAGGUUAGAACAGACGUGGUCAUACUCUUUCUAGUAUAAUUGGCCGAAUAAUGCUAAGAUGUAAUCUCUGAACGCUUUACUUGAUUUAUGAAAAUAAAUUUAAACAGAAGAACGUAUUCUGGAUUCUAUAGAUUUACUUAUUUUUUUUUUAAUUAAUAAAGGUAUCAUGCAUUUUAAAAAUUAAAUUUUGUAAGGAUGAAUGGCUAAUACUAAAUAUACCGUUUUUUCUUUUGGAACUUUUUAUAAUUUUAUAAUGCAUGUCCUCAUCAUAUACAUAUUUGUAUUGUUAGAUUUCCAAAUGCUUGACUGAGUUACUACUUGUUUUAGGUGGCAGAGGGGGUGAUUAUAAUGGCCAGGUCGUAUAGGCUAAAGGAGUAUUGUAAAGCGUGAUAAAUCAUAUUUCUCAUAUUGUCGUUUGAGGUGGAAUAGGGAGCUGGAAACGUGUAUAUGGAGUUAUUGUUAUUAGCUGUAAUAUGUAACAUUUUCUACAACACUUUACAAUAGAAAGGGGAUACGAUCUGUGAGAGUGUGACUUCUAGGAGAGGUAUAGAGCUGACAAAAAAAUAUUACUAUUCAGGUACCGGGUAUUACUCUGCUCAGGUACUGGCUAUUAGUGUGCAAUACAGGAGAGCGAGGCAAAUAUUUUUAACACAAGGACCUGGUAAGUGUAUGUAUGAAAAUGAUAAAAUUUUUAGCAUGCAUGAAUACACAAGCACAAAGAGCAAUGGAUCAAAGUCCAAUGUUUACAUUAAAAGUAAAAGCAUUUCUAUGCUACUAUUUGCCGCAUAACUGAUGAUGGGCGUUCCCCCGCUCUGCAUGAGGACAUCCAGCGUCAGUAACAUGCCUAUAGAAAGCAAUGCUUUCCUAUAGGGAAGGCCUAAAAAUCUUGCGGGUGACGUUGGGUACGUACAGGUGCAUCCAGACUCCUACCACCAUUACUUCUUUAAAUCACUGUAGUAGUCAUGGUGCUUGGAGUAACCCUUUAAUCCAUGGGUUCAUUACAGAACACAGACAAUAUUUGAUUUUUUUUUUUUUUUUUAAUAGUAAUAAAACAUUUUUGAAGGUUUUCCUUUUAAAGUGAUACCAUUCAGUUUUUGCAGCAAAAUUGAUCAGUGUUGGCUCUACCAUUCAAUAAUCAGCAGCCGAGGCUUAGUUGAAUAGUCCGCUUGCUAUAAUUCUGAUUAAGUGGUUUAUUUUUUUUUUUAUGUUCUUACUUGAAGUUUACCGAAAUGUUUUAGGGUUAUUAACUAAAAUAAGAAUUCAAGGUUAGCACAAAAGUGAAUUUCAAUUUUAAGUCGGCUAUGCUUUUCAUUCAGCUACUCUGGCCAUAAAUUUGAAAUUCACUUUGAAUUCUCACCUUGGUAUAAUAACCAUGUUUGUUUGGCCAUGUGGUUAAUGAAAGGAACAAUCGGGAUACAGAGCUCCCCGUCCUCUUCGUUCAUUGUUCAUUUUAGCUGCUGCAAUUUGUCAAUUUACUGCUAUAUGCCACCUUGACCUCACAGGAGGAAGCCAUGAUUUCCCACUGCCCCUAGACCUCUCUAGAUGCAGUCAAGUAGUUACAUUCAUGAAAACCCUUUCAUGAACUGUUUGGUUCUUGUAUAAGUUUCCAAGUAGUUUCAUUAUUUGUUUGUUGUGCAAAUGACACGACUUGUGAUCACUUAUUACAUAUUUGACAAACCCCUGCUGGGCAAAUGGGAACAAUAGGAGGACCAAGUCAUACAAACAAAAAAUCCGCCACUUCCUGGGAUAGUUAAAGACUCGCAUGCAGACCCAGCUACUGCACUCCCUAGGCACCGUGGAUGUCAGAAGUGAAACUACCUUCUCUGGUAUCUGACAGAAAUAUAGAUAAACCCCCAUUACUGCAGUAAUGUUUGCAAAUUGCUGCAGUGACUUGUGCAGUCAUGCAGCCCAGGGGACCUACUUGCACCCAUUAUGUAAUGAGCGUUUGCUAUUUGUGCUUAUAGUGACACUAUAAUGUUUGCUCUAAACCUCGCAAGUCUAGAGGGUGAGUUGAUAAACUUGUCAAGUUCAUGCAAAUGUCUUGGUUAUUCCGACUCUCCUGGUAACAUAAAUUAUUUGUACAGUAAAUGGUCAAAGAAAGAGUAUCCACUUUUAAAGAAAAUCAUUUUUUUAAAUUUUUUUUGCAUCUGUACACUAUUACCAGUAUUCUCCAAAUAUUUGCCUUUUUAGCCACAAAUGCGGGUUUGUUUGUUCGCCAUUAAGCAAACCAUAUACAGUGUGUUUGUGUAACAUGCAUGUUGCUUUUCUGAUUGUGGUGUGACUGUGUAGGUGUCCCGUGGUGACGACAGUUGGCUGUGUGUCUGUAGUGUGAAUCCAACCAGCAUGCUCGGAGAGGUCUCGCUUACUGUGUUGUGCGUAGUAUUGUAUUCCGUUUCUGGGCCCCUGACAGAUUUAUUUACUCUGUUAACAGACCAUGUCCUCCACACUCCACUUUGAGCAUCACUUCAGGAAGUCAUUUCUGAGUAUAAAUGUUUCCUUGUGAUGUGGGUUCUGAUUGCGUUAACUUGUUCACUGUAGACAAAUGUGCCCUUGAGGAUAACUGGAGCCAUGAACUAUUUAGCUGUAAGAGGACCUCCUCAGUAGGGGUAAUUUUCUUUGUUAUCAAGGGGGCUUCUUUUGAAUUUCUCAAGAAAACUUGUUGGGAAAUAAAAAUGGUUUUCAUUAGAAGUGAUUACUUCCUUACAGUAAACUCUGGGUUUUAUGGAUUCUAGUAAGUAGGAAAGCAGUGAUUCGAGAAGCCCCACUGAUGGCCAGGUUCUGCAGUGUUGUCUCUGUUGCUCAAUGAUUAUUUUUAUGGACAUGUAAUUUCUUUUAGGGGCAUUUUCAAGGAUUUUGACAGCCUGUUCUCCUUUCUAAGGUUAUGUUGCAAGCUCCCUCAUCUGUUCCUCCCAGCUGAUGUUGGAAUAUUUGCUGGACCUGGACAGAGAAUGGAGUAGAACGAUGGCCAGACAGGGCAACCAGUCGUUAUUGGAGCAAUAGGGUAGAGAAUGACCACAUGUUGAUUUUAUACUGUAAUCUGUGGAAUCUAGAACAAGAAUUCCAACAAACAACAUCAUUGUUAUUGUUUCUCUCCUAUAUAUCUCUAAUCGCAGUCAGAUGGCCUUGACCUUUAAAGUGUAUUAAAUUUGAAUCUUUACAUUUUCCAGCAUUUCUGUAGCAUAGUAUACAGAUGAAAUCUACAUAAAGAAACCUUUCAAGCACUAUUUGUUUUGAAACUUGGUAAUGACAAAUUAAAAAAGGAAAUUACAUGUGCAUUUUUAAUUUUUUAAUUUUUGUAUUUUUUAUUAAUUCCCUACAACAGAGACGUUUAAACUGGACCCAGAUUGAGCUAUAUCCCUGUUUGCUAAUUAGUCCCGCUACACUCGCAUAACUAGCACAUGUUCAAAAAACUUUCUUAUUAAUUAUACAGGCAAGAAAAUAAUAAUAAUGAACAUUUUUUUAUUUUAUGACUUCAAGGGAUACCAGAGUGCCAGGAAUACAAAGCUCCAACCCCUACGAUGUCCCUUGAUGAGCGGGCACUAAUGCGCAUGCGCAACAAAUGCUGUGUGUGCAUUAGACCGCCCCUAUAGGAAAGUAUUGAAUCAAUGCUUUCUUAUGGGGGAAAAAUCGGAUGCUAGAUAUCCUCAUGCAGAGCGUGAGUAUGUCCAGCGUCAGAUACUGGACCAAAGGUCCGUUUCAAUCCAGUAAUCCCUCUAGUGGCUGUCUGGUAGACAGCCACUGGAGGCAGACUUAGAUUGCAGUGUAUCUGGAAAUGCAAUGUUUUACAUUGCAGCACUAAGUGCAAAAGGGACACUGCAGCCUGGCCACUUUAAUGAGCUGAAGUGGUCUGGGUGCCUUAAGUGUCCCUUUCAGCAUCUAGUGUUUACAGUUAGAAUUUUUUGGCAUAAAAAGAGACUAUCCCUAGUUAAGAAAUACUUCCUGUUUUAUAGUGUAGAGAGAAGUUGAUUUAUGGGUGACCUUGAUAAAGCUAUACUUUAUAUGAGCUGGUCAGAAUAGAUUUUCUUUAUUUAUUUUUGUGUGGUUGUUUUUUUUUUGUUUUUUUUUUUAAUAUUGACAAAUACCAUUUUAUUUGAUUUUCACAACAUCUGUUAAAGGCAAAAAUGUAUUAAUGACUCCAACCUUUAUAGGAUCCCUAUAGUGUCAAGAAAACCCCUUCAGCAGCUUACCUUAUUCCACUGCCUGGCUCCCUCGGCGCUGGUGACCUGGAUUACUGGAGACUGGAUUAACCCUAAAUGUAAACAUAGCAGUUUCUCUGUUGGCAUCUGAAGGGUUAAAACCUGAGGGACCUGGCACCCAGACCACUUCAUUGAGCUGAAGUGGUCUGGUUGACUAUAGUGUCCCUUUAAGAUUAAAGGAACACUGUAGGAUUAGUGGCACGAACAUGUAUUCCUGACCCUGCAGUGUUAAAAACACAAUCUAGCCCCCCUAACUAUAGUAAAAUAUUACCUUUAUUCCAGUCUGCUGGUGUUGGCUCUGUCCCUGAUCUGCCUCCUUGGAUGACCUAAUCAGAAAAGACAGUGUUUACUGCAAAAAGGGUGCAGGGACUGACCAUACUCACUAAAACUACUACAUUAAACUGUAGUUAUUCUGGUGACUAUAGUGUCCCUUUAAGUCCAUAAUGUAAUUUGCAGAGGGACAGAAACAUACAGUCUUUAGAAUAAUGCCAUAGAACAAAUGGCUACUUUAGCUGCACCAGUAAAUCACAAGUACUUGCUAAAUGUUUCACUAAUGUUUCAUAGCCCAUCACUUACCAUCAAGAGUGAAUGGAUCUGUGCAAAUAUUGCAUGUUACAUUUUGAGUUGUGGAAAAUGAAGAUGAUGUAUUGGUCCAGUACCUGCUUAUAACAUUACUCACUGUUUGCAGAAUGUCUCCUUUUGAUCAUUGAGAUGAAGUAGUCUGGGUAACAGUUAAUUUGUACUUGUAUAUAACCAUUUACUUUUCUUCUUUUUCCUUAAUUGUGAUUUUAAAAAAAAGGAAUUUAUUUAUUGUAAUUUGUUACAAAGGUAUGUCAUAAGAUUGGUUAUAUGCUUCAUUUAUUAAGACUAAUAAUAGUCCCAAAUCCUCCCUUCUCAGUGACCUGUGCUGCAUAGGAAAGCUGUGAUCAUGCACUUUGUGGCCCCAGCACAGAGGCUUCUCAAUAAGAUGCCUUGAUUGGAAUAUUCCUGGCAUGGACUGAAAGGGAAGUCCUUGCAAAGGCUGCAGACAGCAGGCCUACAGAUUUUGCAAUCUGUUUUUUUUUCAUAUACUGUAUCCCCUAAGAAAGUAUAAAGGGAAAAAAUGCAUACAUGUUUCAUUUGGGGAUCUGUCUACUAAAGCGUUAUAUAAUUUAAUUGAAUUGUUACUUUUUAUUUAUAUAGCGCCAUCAGAUUCCGUAGCGCUGUACAAUGGGUCAACUAACAGACAUGUAAUUGUAACCAGACAACUGGACGUACAGGAACAGAGAGGUGGAGGGCCCUGCUCAGUGAGCUUACAUUCUAGAGGGAGUGGGGUAUAGUGACACAAAGGGUAAAGUUAACCAUAUCCUGUCAAUAAUAACAGUGGGCAUUGUAGCAGUGCACAUAUGCACUGACUGUACUUGUUCACACAGCCAUCUAAAUUGUGUACAUUAAAAUGACAUUUUAAGUACAUUCUUGCUUUGCCUUUUACUUGGAAGGUGCACUUGAAAUAAAUUUUCAAGGAACCUACUUGGUCCGUUUCAAAAGAAUUGUAAAAAUCAGCCCCCAUCUUAUGAAACCUGUCACUUUUUCUUUAUUUGUGUGUCCCUCCCCAGUAGAAACAUACUUUUUGGGUUUCCCACGCAGAGCCUGAUUUUCCAAGUAAAGAAUGAUAUAAUAUGGGUUGUCAGUGUCAAACCAGGGAGUCCUGCAUGACAAGUCUUUCUCGCUGAGGCUCGUGAUUAAAUAGAUUUGAAAUUCACCCAAGAAUGUGACCAGGAGCACAGGUGACAUUAAAGCGUGAUUGAGCACAAAUACAAAUGUGUAAAAUCUAAUCCUAUGCUAUGCUAGACACAAUUGGAUUUUUAACUUAACGAAAAAUAAAUAUAUAUAUAUAUAUAUAUAUAUAUAUAUAUAUAUAUUUAUAUAUUUAGUCUUGGAUUGAAUUGAGCACAGUGGCAGGAAUGUAUUACUUGGUUCAUUUGUACCGUUCCUAAUUGAAUUCCUUCUCACUUAUCCUGUCAUUGCAGCGUUUGACUUUUUUUUUACUUCUAUAUUAUAUCAUUUAAAAAUAAAAAAAAUAAAAAAUUCUUAAACCAAUAACCGCAUCUUUGACGCUCUUUGUGAAAUUAUGAUCCUUUAGCUCUUGAAAUGUAGUUUCCUUGCCUAAAACGCUGCAACCAGCUGACAUUGGUUCAUGGGAGUUGUAUGUGAACGCCACUAAUCUGUGAGAAUUGCCAAAGCCCUGCUUCUGCAAGAGCAAGUGUAGCUCCCUAUGUACGCUGACGUUUCUGCUAUGAGAGGGGGUUGGGCGCUACUUGUUCUCUUUUUGCAGUUAGCUCCCAGAUAUUCCGGCAGAUGGGCUUUGAUGGCCUUCAGUGUCCAUGAGCCUAUAGAAGAACUCUGACGGGAAACCGGAAAGUUGUGUUUGACUCAGUGCCCACUGCUCAUGCGGUGUGUUCUGCUGUUGACCUUCACGAUAAGCAUUACCAUGCCCACUCUUGGAAAUCACAGCUCCCUGCUGUUGAAAGUGUAACGAGUGUGCCAGCCAACUUUCCACGGCAACACAGAUUGAUUUGCGAGUCAAGUUGAUAAGUGACGUGCCUACAUUCUCAUAGUUUUCAUUUUAUUUUUCUGGAGGCUGCACAGUCAGAUUUCUUUCUUUUUUAUUUUUUAUUAUUAAAUAGGGACAAUGCUUUAAUAAAAGUGGGCACACAUAUCCCUUAUUAAUACUGUUUUUAAAACUUUUUUUUUUUUUAAAUGUAUCUAAAUAUGUAAGCAAAAGGUAGGAAUGUGGUGGAAGGCUCCAGGCCAAUGCUAAAUUAGGGCCUAAAUUAAUCUCGGCACCUGCAAAUGUGUUCCUGAGUUAAACAGAAUUCUGCACUUUGUUUAGUGUUCUUGUGAUUCACCUUACUAAUAAAAGAUAGAUGCCCCCGGCAUCCAACAUCAGCUAGACAAGCUCUCUCAUGGAAAUGUCAAUUUCAGAUAGGUAGUUGCAUAUGGCAGCAAAAUUAAAGGGACACACUAAGCACCAAUCGAACUGUAUCAUAAUGCAGUGAUUUAGUACAAUAGAGGCACCUCCUCAUCAAGGGCUUUGAAAUGUAAAAGUCUUCAUGUUGGUUGUCAUCACAUACAGAAUGAUGGCGCCAAAACAGUCUAAUAAAAUAUACUUUUAAACUCAAUCGGUUUUAUUGUUUUUCUUUAGCCAAUUAAGGUUUUUUUUUUUGUUUUUCAUUUCCUCUUUUCUUUCUGAAUUCUGCAUGUACCCACAUUCUCUGUGCCUACCAAUCUGCAGGUGCUCGAUUUCUCACUAGACUAGUUCCACUAGAUGUGAUCUUAUCACUUAUAGCUGUAAUGUCCCAAGUGUCUGCACAAGCUCUUGAUUAGACUGUGAGCUUAGUACAUCAGUAUACAUGGGUAGCCUGGGGUGAGUAAUGGGGAUAAACUAUUCACAUCAAAGCAAGCAAUUUAUUAGAAAGCUUCAGGGGAGGUGUUGACUUCUUAAACACUUUCUUUAAAAUUGGAGUUUAUACUCCAAUAACUAAGUUGCAUUGAUUUUUUUUUUUUUUUUUUUAAACUGAAUUACAGAUGUUAUUUUAACAUGCCGCUCAUGUUUAUUAAAUCCCAUAAUUUACAGAGCUGACAUCAUCCAUUCAUAUCCCAUAUACUGAAAGUAGUCCUUGGUGGUAUAUGUCCAAAAGUAUUAGAUUGGCGCAGUCACCAUUAAAACCAAAACGAUGAUGUUCCUGCUUCUUCAAUGGGGGGUGUAUCCAUUUUCAGUUGGUGACCGUUUUAUAAAUGCCUCACUUUCUUAUCUGAGUGACAGACCUGUCAAAGUUGGGACUAAAGUUAAACCAAGCUCCAUUUUUCUUUCUGAACCCAAAUUGAGCCAUUCCUCUGUCUUUGAUGGGUUGUAACGCUGCUCGUAUUGGUGAUGCAUUGACCCACUGAGUUUUAAUUUAAUAUUUAAUGUUAAUGUAUGUAGUAAUGUGGUUUUGUUUUGUGUAACUGCAUUUAUAGCCUUCCAACUCCUUCCUUCUCUAGGCUUAGAUUAUCUUAAUAUUUUAAAGCAAAGCACUGGAAAGCAAGCAGUACGUAUACAAAGUUGAGUUAUUUUUGAGUUCUGUAAGAGAAAACGUUUUCAGCUGCAAGUAAUUAAUUCACGGAAUAUUUUGUUUAACAUUGCCUCAUUUUAUAUUACCGUUGUGCUUUUUUAGAUGCAGUUAGGGAUGUUGUUGCAAUAAGUAGACUGCAUGCACCUCUAAAUCACAGGUUUAUGAGUUAAUUAGACUUUAUUGUACCUUAUCUCAGUUUAAAGUUUAAAGUCUUAUCUAUAAGGCUUUCAUCCCGUUUUCUGUAUAAACCUUUAUUGCUGUGUUUCUCAAGGUGUCCUGGCCACCCAUGGAGGUAAGUGGCCGAUUAUGUUUCAUUCGGAAGAUCAGGUGAGCAUUUAAUUUAUUGAUGCAUAAUUCACAAUUCAAUCUUAAUAAUGGUUCACUUAUCCAUAUUUCGAUAAUGGAAAAGCGCUUUUAGAAAGAUAGGAUUUACACAUGCUCUCAUCAAAGCGAAUUAUGUGAGCAUAAGGAGUGAACUGGUGAACCUUUAGAUAUGAUUGUUUUAGUGGUUGUGGUCCACAAUCUUGGAAAAACAAUUUAACUGCUCAAUAUGAGAAGUGUAUAAUAAAAUGUCACCAAGUCAUGUUUGCAUGACAGGCACACUUUAAAGCCAUAGCAUAAAGAAACACUCUCUUAUAGAUCUACUGGUUGUGACGGAAUGCCAUCCCUCGUGCCCACUUGCUUGGCUGCAUUGUUUUCAGGUCCCCCUGCAGGGGAUUGCCCUACCUGUUCCUAAAGGAGCCAUAAUCACUGGCCGGAGAAGUUCCAGGAGCCUCAUGCCUGCAGCCGGACUGUCAGCAAGGCAGACAGCGACCGCAGGGGCUCCUUACCCAGGAGCUACGAGUCCAGGCUCGUAGCUGCCCAAAAAGUCCUCUCUUCAUUGCUACCUGCAUGGAGGUAUGCACCGGAGAGAGACACGAACCCCAGCAGACUCCCUGGAAUGAUGAGUCUGCUUCACGGCCGCAGAGUCACGCUGGCCACCUUGAAGUCCGUGCCGGCCAAUAGGAGAAGGGCUGCCAUUCAAACCGGUUCUGCACACUUUCUCCCGAUUGGCAGGCGAAACACCUCCCCUUCCUGAGCGCUGAUUGGUGCAAAUUGGUUUCCGCCGUUUCUCCUCAUUGGCUGCUGCGUGGUUUAGGCGGAAGAUUUGAAUCCACUGGCCGAAACCAAGUGAUUCUGGUGCGUUACUGUAUUGUGUGUAUUUUUGUGGUUUUUGUGUGUUCGGCUUCCUUUGUCCAGGAGAUACCAUUAUCUCCCAGACACCGCAUCACCUUGGCGGGCGUAUGUUUUAAUGUUACUUUGAAUGGAGACCCCCUACUGGGGGUCAGUGCAUAAAUACUGCAUAUCAUGCCUGAAAUAAACAGUUCUAUUUCACCCUUCACCAAGUCUUGACUAGUGUUUGGGUGAUACCGUGAUUGCCCUUCUGCAAACGACUAAUCACUGGCUAGCAGCUCUAAUCACUCUACAUCUGGGCACAACUAGGAAGGGGUGACCACAGUCGGUAGUAAUCCAUCCUCGAGAGGGUAUACCGCCACACCAGUAAUGAAAUCAUGCAUACAUUUACUUAUGCAUUUUUUGUUAUGGGGGUGUAGAAAGGUAUAUCUAUCAAGAGCCUUAAUAGCUGCAGAACUAUUGUCUGUAGCCUUUGCAACCCAUUCCCUGCUAACCCCUCCCAGAAUUUCUAUGGCUGUCCAAUCACAGACUACCCAAUGCAGCUCAAUGAGAAGUUGUUGCAAGGCAGGUACUCUGGGCAACUGCUGCCUCCUAGUUUAGUUCCCCUGAGCUAAAAAAAACCAGGAAGUAACAGGAGCUGUCGUCUGACCGCCAAGGAGGUAUAACUAGGUUUAUUGGGGGUGGGGGAAGAGGUUGGGGGGAGGGGGACGCACUCUUCAGACCUUCACACAUAGGAUUUUAGCAAACUAAAAUGUUUUGGGUGUUUGGAGUGUAAUACUCAUGGACUUGGGCAACAGAGGCAAAGUCUGCAUCACACAUGCCGAUUAAAUAUAUUGAUCAGUAAUGCUGCCUGUAAACUUGUCCUCUGGCCACUUGAAAAUAUGGUCUGCUAAUAGUUUUCAAAAUGUGCAGCCGUUUUUGGAGGGUGUGCAAUGCUCGGAUAUUACAUGUGACCCGUACAUAGAGAUAUAUGUGUGAGAUGUGCUGAAGCAUACAUGCACUAUGUGGCUCCCAAUGUUGGAUUUUUUUUGAAUCUACCAACCACACAUGCCCUUUGCACAAUGUUUAUAUAUAACUAUGCGGAGUGUUGGGUGGGGGGUUAGCUUACCCAAGGUGCUUGGUGUAGGCACAAACAGGUGAUUGUUCUGUUUGGGGGAGGGAUGAUAAUGUGUGCCUUAGUAUCUGUUCACUUAUAAAUCUGCUUCUGUCUUCUCUCUUCGUCUAAUCCUCUCCCUCCCCCUCUCAGGGGUACAUGUGGCAGGCUGGCCGAGACUUAAACAGAAAGACCUUAUAUUUACAACAAAAACAGGACACAAACCAGAUGUGAGGACAGCAGUAAGGAGGCGUGAUAAAGAAUGUAACUCAUUAAACAGCAGUGAAUCUGCUCUCUCUGCAAUCUACUUCUUAGUUGUGUUUUACAGUCUUGUCGCUCACUUCUGAACUUUGUAGAUUGCAGGACCCUUUGUACGUGUAGAAUUAAUUAUAAGAAGCGUUUGAGAAUACUACCUGUUGAAAUUCAUGCUCUAUAUUUAGAAAGAGCUACAAUAAACCAUGUCUAGGCUGUUAUCGAGGGCCUGGUUACCAAUUGCUAAGGAAUCUGUUGGCGCUAUAUAAAUGACGAUGAUAAUAAUAAUGGGCAUCCUCUGACCCAGUGGCGGAUCCAGGGGGAUAGCUUAAGUAUAUAGUAACGCACUGGUGUUUGUUUUUUUGUUCCCCAAAAAAAUUUUUUACUUCCUCACGGACUCACCCACAGCAUGUAACAGAGAAAACUGCUUUCUGCCUGUUUGAACUCAUUACAAGUAAUUAGCACUAGACCAGUUCUUUAAAUUCUUUACUCUGCUCAAAGCUGUAGUGCCGCCAAAGAACAUAAGUGUGCCAGAAAACUUGGCAGUAUUUUUUUAAGUAAUUUCUAAUGGCACUAAUUAGCCUAAGAUUUCACAUUAUGUGUAUUUUUCUUCUAUAAAGUAAUUUUGGAAACCGCUGGAUUUAGUAUUUCAAACUGAACUAGAUGUGUUGUGUGUCUGUUAAAAAGGUGGAUAAUUAGUUUUAUUGGCGUUAAUAUCAUCUUCCUCUUUGACCUUUCUUAUAAAUAACCAUAGUUCAAGAUUUCCACAAACCAUUUUUUUACAUUUCUAUCAAAACUAAUAAGCUCUACUUAUAUCCAUUUUAAUGAGGCAUCUCCUCAAAAGCUGUCCUGAAGGUACUCUACCUUCUUGUUUUGUUAAAAUGGAACAUUCAUCUCCAUUACUUUCACUAAUAUGUCCUAAAAUAUUGUCACAUCUCUGUGAUUAAUUAAAUCUGUGGUUUCUUGUUCUAGAUCUCGAUACAUAAGCACAGAACUCGGAAUCAGAGAGCGUCUCUUUGUUGGGGUCCUCACAUCAAAGACCACCCUCAACACUCUUGCAGUUGCAGUAAAUAAGACUCUUGGUCAUCGGCUGGAGAAGCUAGUCUAUUUCACGGGCAUGCGAGGACGGAAGCUUCCACAUGGCAUGUCAGUGGUUACCCAUGGAGACGACAGGCCGAUCUGGAACAUGUAUCAGACAGUUAAGCAUCUGUUGGAUCACUACGUUCAAGAAUAUGACUGGUUUUACCUGGUACAGGAUGAUACUUAUACAGAAGCUCAUCGGAUUUCCCGUCUGGCAGCACACCUCAGCAUUGACUCUGACCUUUACUUGGGUCGACCAGAGGAGUUCAUUGGAGGGGAUACGGAAGGGAGAUACUGCUACGGAGGCUUUGGUUAUCUGCUCUCCAGAAGCCUUCUGCGGAAGUUGCAGCCACACUUGGAAAACUGUCGCAAUGAUAUCCUGAGCGCGAGACCUGAUGAGUGGCUUGGGAGGUGUAUCAUCGAUUACACGCAUGUGAACUGUGUGGAGGAACAUGAGGUGAGACACAGGGUCUUCUUUGUGUGAUAUUGGUGUAUAACAAUAGGUACAGGAAGAAGUUGAUUUUCUAAAAUUUUUGGUUUGUGUUUUGUUUUUUUCUUAAUUUCUGGAUUGUUGCUGAACUUGUACACAUCCUUUUAGUUUGAUUGAUGUUAACCUAUGUGAUGCUUUUUAACAGCUUCUCAAAGAAUGUAACACAGGAAUUUCGGAAUGUGGAUUUUUUUGAUCUACCUGUCCAAGGGACUAAAGCGGUAGCCCAAUCUACUUGUUCUGAGACAAAAAAAAUAUUAAUUAUAAAGAUGGGGGCCCUUGCCUAGAGUCCAUUUUCACAAAUUAAAUCUGGAAAAAUGGGGGCAAAUAUAUCUGAUCACAAAAUAUUCUCUAGCUAUAGUUAGAACAUGGGUAUUUUUUUGCUUAGAAUCAAAGUUUUGUGACUUACCCUUGGUGUAGACUCUCACUUUAUCGUAGUGUAUGUGCUGUCGGUAUGUAAAGUAUGUGUGGUGGUUGCUGCCUGUGUGUUUUUGUGUGCUGCCUGUGUGUGAUUUUGUGUGGCACACAUACAGUGUGUGUGUUGGCUGUAUUUAGUUAUUUAUUUAUUUUAAAGUAAUGUGAUUCAGAUUUGUAUGCUCUACAAUUUGAGUUUUAUGCACAUAUAAGUAAUGCUUAUAAUAUAUACGAAUGUAAAUAAUAUAAUAAACGUAUAUUAAUAUACAUGUGUAUGUAUAUAGGCAUAAUACUCUAAAAAUGUAAUUAUAAAUUGUUUAGUCAAACCUUGUCUUCACUAACACACACAUUCUCUGACCCAUACACACACUCUAUUCACUCACACAAACUAACACAUGCUGACCCACAUACUAUAUUAUUAUUAUUAUUAUUAUUAUUAUUAUUAUUAUUAUUAUUAUUUAUAUAGAGCCAGCUUAUUAUUAUUAUUAUUAUUAUUAUUAUUAUUGGUAUUUAUAUAGCGCCAGCUUAUUACGCAGCGCUGUACAAUAAAAGGGGAAUUUACCAAGUGAGACAAUAACAAAAUGUAACAGGAACAAUAGGUAGUUCAGGACCCUGCUCAAACGAGCUUACAGUCUAUAGUCACAAUGCAUCUUUCACAUUAUCAGCAGCCUUCGUGGUCCUGCAGUCGAUCUGCAACUUGUCCACUUCACUAUUCUUCUCUCCAUACACAAAGUGCCGGCUGCCAGGAUAUGAUGUCAUGCUGUAUCCCAGCAGCCAUAAGCUCUGUGCAUCUGGAGGAAUGACUGCUGCUCCUCGCACCUACUCAUGCCUGGCGGUCUAUGGCAGCCCCUAGAUUGGCUCUAGGUGAAGAUGGAUAGUCCUGCCACCUCACCAAUACAUUGGGUUUUAUCAGCCACAUAGAUAUAUUCUAGGAGUCUGUAUUUAGGUCUAGAAUGUGUUAUUCGAUACAUUUUGUUUAUCUUCUUAGACCCUGUGUGCCGUACAUAUUUACGUUUUCUUUCAUUGUAUCCCAUUCAGCACUAAAAGUUUUAAGUAUGUUUUGCGUCUUGAACUCGUAGAAGGGAUAUUGCUAUGUGGGCUGUUGGUCAUCGGAGGAGAUGAUGAUGGACAAAGAUCUGCAAAAUAAGUUUAAGUUGUGUUCAGAAACUUCACUUAGAAUGAAUUCCUUGGUUGAGCCAUAGUGUUGUUGUUUUUUUUUUUUUGUUUGUUUUUUCUUUAUAUAAAUUUUUUAUUAGUUUUAUCACAAAAUACAUAAAAAUAAUUUACAUACACCAUACUCAACAUAGAUAUUGGUUUGAAACCGGUUACUCAUAAAGAAUAAGACACAUACAACAGUCUAUCAAACAAUACAUAAUGUCUUGAUAUGCUGAUAAACCCAAAUUACAAAUUAUAACCUGCCCCCUUCACCCAUCUACCUGGGGGGUACUCUACCCAACUAUCAUCUCCAAUCUCCCCAUUAUCCUGUAUUAGAGGCAUAUUCCAACUCCACAUAUUGAUCAUCAUCUACAACCAUAUCCUAUAGGAGAGGCCCUAUAACCUAAAAGGCACUCUAUAUAGAUAGGAAUGAGGAAAUAUUCCAAAAGCUGUAUAAUGGUAAACCCGGGAAGAUGGGAUAUGUCCGUGUCAAAACCCUCAAUACCCAUGUAUAACAAAAUUGUUGAGCCAUAGUUGAGAUGAACUCUGACAUUUUAUACGGAAUGUUACGUAUUUGCUACCAGAUUCCAGUUUUGGUGUAUAGUCUGAAGGAAUGCAGAGGAAUGGAACUGUAAACUGUGCAUUCUUGUAUUCUGGCAGAACCGGUUUUUGUUCCAGUUACUGUCCAUGACUCCACCUCUUAAAGGUUAAUUUACCAACCUCUACCCCUCUACCUUCCUCAGCUUCUUUUACUCUGUGCUCUCAUCUGGAACCUUUUUUUAACCCCCUCCUCCUUUACCCAUUUCAUCUUUUUUACAAAUCUUGAUUUACAAUUUUUUCCCCCUUAUAUUUUCUAGUUGUCCCUCUGCACUCCAGCAGGUUACCUGUCCCCACCCCUUCCCCAUGUUCUUUUCACCACAGUAACAUUCCAUAUAAAAUGUCAGAGUUCAUUUCAACUAUGGCUCAACCAAGUAAUUCAUUCUAAGUGAAGUUUCUGAACACAACUUAUACAAAGAUCUGCAAAAUAAGUUUAUCUCUUUACUUAACCCCAUAUUAUCUAGGUUCACAUGCUCACGUUAUUCACGAUAAGCUACCACCUCCACAACCUGAAAUCCGCAUGAUAUUUUCUACAUGACAAGGUGCCUGCAACCCGCAUCCCCGGGCAUCAGCAUGUACCACCUUAGGGCACAGGCCAUAGGCAUUGCACACAGGGACCGCAAUCCGCUCAAAACACAAGCAGAAGCUCAUAAUUGCGCAACCUCUCUUGCAGUCCCCAAACGGAGUAAUGUUCUACUCACUGUUAUGCAUGUAACCGAAAUGCCUUUUUUUUUUUUAUAAAUAAAAGUUGUUAAAUCAAAGCAUUUAAAAAAAAAAGCAUACAGGGACUGACAAUGAUCACCAGAACAACUACAUUAAGCUGUGUCCCUUUAAAUUUGAAAUUCAUCUUGAAUUAAACCAAAGUUUGCCUUUUAAUAUUGCUCACAUGCUAAAAGUCCAUAUUCCGUAUGGAUAAAUUACCUUUACCUUUUGUGUACGUUUAGCCACUUCCUGUAUAAAUCAUCAUGAAUAGUAGUAUGUACUGACACUUUUCAUUCUUAUUGAUUUAAUAUGAACCGUUUAUUGUGAUUAAUAGAUCAAUGUUACCACCAUUGAUUAGCUCUGCUUAAAAUCCUUCCAUUACUGAAACGUUUGUCUUUACCCAGCCAGGAUCUGUGUAUAAAAAGAUACAGUGAAUCCACAGAUUUAAGCUGCAUGGAUUUGAAUAUUUUUACAAACCACAUGAAAAAGGUACUAGAACAAGUAAUGAUACAAAUAAUGAACUAGAUACAGAUAGAUCUGAGCCGGUACAGGAGUACGUGCACUUCUAAAAAUGUACCAGAGCCUUACUUGCUUCAGAAGAAGUAGGAUGCUGUUCCAGCACUUUGUGUGCCUCUGAGAGCUCUUGGUCGAGAAUCGGCAUUUAAAAGCCCAGCAUUGUGUGUCCUGUUCAUGGCUUGGAGACGGUUUGGGUGACUCAUGCUGUAUAAAAUGCCAUUAUUGUUUUAAACCUGACCUCGCAGCCCAAGCACUGACUUUCUAUGCCUGUCCUGUAUUUCUCUACAUCUUUCUCUCAGACAAGAAGCACAUUCUUGAGAAUUUUUAAACCAACUUUUCUCUGCCCUAUGCAGUUCUUGAUACAUAUUCCAUUGUUAAACACAGAUAUGCACACAUCAGUCAAGCCAUAAGACUUGCUUUUUCAAACAGAGAUCUCACAUUUGAAACACCGGCCUGCACACACCACAAGCACUGCAAUGUAUUGACUAUCCACUGAUUUCCAGGUGGGAAGGGGUUUUCAAUCACCUUUUGUCCAACCAUAACUCUGUUGGUUUCAGCUCCGCAAGUAACAGCAAGCCUUAAUAGCAAGCCAGUAACCAGUUUCAUGCUGAUGAUUUGCAUUCACAAUGAAACUAUCCGAGUGGUUCUCUUUCUUUGAAUCUCUUCCUGAGUUGUGUUUCAAUGCUGAUGUAUACAGCAACCAUAUACUACAAGGAAUCCAUGUAUAAAGUAGAAUUUGAGGCAAAAUGGUGAUUCUUUUUUGAACUCCUUUCCAUAUGCCCACCCAGAAUCCCUUGCAGUACUAACAGCACUGCAAAUGUGAGAUUUGUCGGAAAAGAAAGUCUUAUGGCUGGUGGAAUUUUACCCCACCAGAACUUUUUUUUUAAGGUGUGGUAGGGGGUGUGUGUGUGUGUAUGUGUCUGUCUGUACUAGUCCUAUUUUGGUAAAGCUUACAGACCCACAUCCUGAGCAUGUAACAAAGUCAAGAAGGAUACAUAGGCCAGCUGGUUUUCAUCUACCAUCAGAAUUUCUUGCAUGUUAAGUGCAACAGUCAUUUUAAAAACCUUUUUAUUUUUUGUCUUUGCGUAUGCUUACAUUCGCGAUCUAGAGCUAUCCAUUGUCACAAAGUGAUCUGCGCGAUAUCUUUCUUCGUGCUGUUUCCGUCACAUUUUCCAUCUUUCUGCUCAUAUUUCAUUUAGAUUAGAGGUUUCCAAAAUUGCUGCCUAGUCAAACACGUGCUAGUCAAUUAAUACGUGAAAAGUCGUCAGUCUGAUAUUGGGAGUUAGUCCACAAUAUUUGGGAGCUGCGUGUACCUAUAACACUAGAGCACGGGUGCCCAAAAGGUAGAUCAUCAGAUGAUUGAAAACUACAGUUUCCUUGUCAUUCUAAAGACACGCAAAGCAUCAUGGAAGUUGUAGUUUUAAAACAUCUGGGGAUCUGCCUUUUUGGCACUCCUGUUCUAGAGGAUCCUUUACGAAUGGUGCAGUGGUCGUCUUGCUUUCUUGUGAUUGAUAGAACCCUUUUAAAAAGGUUAUGAAAAGCAGUACGUUUGGGUAUUUUGGGGUAGGAUGUGACCCUUUUGUCAUAAUCGUAAUAAUCUUCUUCUUCAUUUUAAAGACGAAGAGGUAGAAUUGGGAAUAUUUUUAAAGUAACAGUUACGCACUAAUUGUGACAUAUGAACAGGGUGUGUGACUCAUUCUAUUCAUUUGCCUCAAAUGAAAGAUGUACAAAGUGUGAUUACUUCUUUCCAAUAACUGUUUUCCCUCUCUCCCCUCCCUCUUUUCGCAGGGAAUAAGAUACCGUUAUUUUGAGUUGGGUAAGAAUGUGGACCCCGAGAGAGAGAAUGACCCCAUGUUUAAAAAUGCCUUUACGGCUCACCCAGUGCUGGAUCCUGUGCAGAUGUAUCGUCUUCACAAACACUUCGCCCAUCUAGAGUUGGAACGAACUUACCUAGAAAUCGAGCAAUUACAGGUAUGUUGUUUGCAGCCUUUUUAAAUAUUGAUCAAUGGUUUCAGCAGUGGAAAUGCAGAAAUGGGUCAGUAAGAAAGGCCCUCUAGCUAUUAUGGCCCUCUGACUUUCAAAGAAUAGUACCCAUCAGCACCCAUCUGACCCAUCAUGGACUUGUUUGCUUCAUUCUCUUUCUGAACUGAUGAACUGUUUGAUACCCCUGAGCCGAAUCCUUCAUUGUAAACAUUGCAUGUACAUGGUCGUAUGAAACCGAAACUUUGUGCAGAUUCAGUGCUGCCCCCCAGUGUUCAUUUGAAGAAACAAUAAUCUUUUUUUUUUUUUUAACACAUCUGCUUGAUUGCGGUCAUUGGGUUUCACUCUCUCCAGGCUGCCUAACUCACAUGUGCUGGUAAUGUAACUAGCCCCCGGCACAGAAACGCUGCACAUACUGCUGCCAUGACCACUUCUAUUUAAAAGGUUACUCCAACCAGCAUGACCACUUCUGCUUUAAGAACUACUGUUUAGUCAGCACUGAUUUCCAUCCUGAAUAAUGCUCUUUGUUUUCACAGAGGGAGAUUCAAAAUGCCAGCAGCCAGUCCAUUGAUGGGGAGAAAUCCGCAGCCUGGCCACUAGGAAUCCACCCUCCUUUCAAACCACAGACUCGUUUUGAGGUCUUACGGUACGAUUACUUCACUGAGGACCAAACGUUUUCAUGUGCUGACAGCUCCCCCAAGUGUGAACUGAUUGGAGCUGAUCUUGCUGAUGUAUCUGAUGUUAUCAGCACCGCCGUUGAUGAACUGAAUCGCAAGUACCAGCCUGUGCUCCAUGUGCGCAAACAACAGCUCCUGAAUGGCUACCGACGCUUCGACCCCACGCGUGGUAUGGAAUAUACAUUAGAUCUCCAGCUAGAACUGGUGACUCAAAAGGGCCAUAGCCGCUCCAUAACCAAGAGGGUACACCUUGUGCGUCCUCUGAGUGAGGUGGAAAUCAUUCCAAUGCCAUAUGUAACGGAAGCAAGUCGAAUCAACAUCAUUCUCCCUUUGACUGCCCAAGACAGAGAAUAUGCCUCUCGUUUCCUCCAAGCCUUCAUUGAUAUUCAAGGCAACGAAAACUCUCUUCUUACGCUCCUUUUUAUCUAUGAUCCUUUCCAGGCUCAGCAGGUUAGCCAAAAUGACAUUUUCAGCCAAGUAAAGAGUCAGAUUGCUGAAUAUGAGCGCAAGUACCACGACCUAAAGAUCCCAUGGAUCAGCGUGAAGACUGAUGCACCUUCCCAAAUCCGACUUAUGGACAUUAUCUCCAAAAAGCAUCCGGUGGACACAUUAUUCUUCCUUGCCGGGGUGGGUAGCCAUGUUAACACAGACUUCCUGAAUCGAUGCCGCAUGAAUACAAUCAACAACUGGCAGGUAUUUUUCCCCAUACACUUCCAAGGUUAUAAUCCUGAGGUAUCAGAGCAUGGACAGCAGUCCCCUCCAGCCACUCUGGAGUUGGUGAAAGAUGCUGGCCGCUUUGACAGAGAUGUUUUUGAGGAGGCCUGCUUCUACAACGCAGACUACAUGGCAGCCCGAACAAAGAUGGCAGCAGAUGCACAGGAAAACGAGGAAAUCUUGGAAAUGCUCGACAUCUAUGAGAUGUUUAUCCGCUACUCAGGACUACAUGUCUUCCGAGCAAUAGAGCCUGCACUUCUGCAGCAUUAUCGUUCUCGGGCGUGUAACCCUCGACUGAGUGAGGAGAUUUACCACCGCUGUGUGCAGAGCAACCUAGAAGGAUUGGGCUCACGCUCCCAGCUUGCUGUGCUGCUUUUUGAGCAGGAGCAGGGAAAUAGCACUUGACCGAAUCUUCCUCAGUCCCAGCUUGGUGAUGGAGAGAGACCUUAAGGCACUCCUAAACAUACCAGUAUGUUGCUAUAGACUAAUGGGACUUCAAUAAGCCCUUUUAAAAUAGCCAGUGCUCCAGCACAUGUGAUUUACAUGAGGUUCUAUAAACUGGGAAAUUUUAAAUCUGACGUGAGGGAACAUUCCCUCCAAUAGUGACUGCCUGCAGCAUUGCAAUUCUUUUAUGUCUGUGUAUUGUAUUGUGUGUUUGAAUCUGACGUAGCCCUGUACUGUGUGAAAAUGUUGACUACGGUACUUGCUGUUUUUUUUGUUUUUGUUUUGGGGACCUGUCAGAUUAUUUCCUUUUUCUUUAAAUUGGUUAUCAUGCAAUGUAGCCUAUUUACUCUCAAUGUCUAGUAAUGUCACUUUGAUUCCCUUCUCUUGUUUUUCCUUUUUUUUUUGUCACUGUUCCCCUGUGCAGGUUACAUUGUUCUUAAAGGUCAAAUCUGUACUAGUGCUUGUUGCUUUUCCAUUGAGAACAAAAGUGCAAUGCACUCCCUGUGCAGGAAGCAAAUGUAAAAUGGUAUGUCAGGAAUCUGAGUCCAGGUCCACAAAUUAUCACACCUUUACACUCCAGGUAUCCAGAUUAGACAAAAACGGCACUGCCAAACAUGUUCAAACUAAAUCAUGUCACUCCAAUAAUGUGUUAAUUUAUAUUGCCAGUAAAAUAACUCCAUGGAAGGGACUCCAGCUAAUAUUACUCAAAGCAUAAUAUUGAACUGGGUAAUAAAAUCUAGAACCCAGCAGCUAGCAAUAAGUUAAGUGUAUUUUUCUGGUUUAAGAAGUUAUAACUGUUUUGGGAGGUAUACAAAAUGUGGAUAAUUACGUCAUGCAUUUAAUCUGUAGUCAGUGUGUCUGCGCAGAAAGGUACUUUAUGGUUUGUUAGUUUUGUUUUUAGAGACCGUGCGCUGUUAACCUCUUCAACAGACCACUCUGUGUCGGUGGUUCUGAAGCAAGAAGGGACAUUCAUUGUUACGGUCCUUUAACCUGUUUCGGUGGCAGAGAAUUGUGCAAUACCUUUUCAGAGCAAUGCAACGUCCCACCGUAUCUGGAGCCCACUACCAGAUUUUGUCUCUUUUAGGAGUGUGAGCGCAUGUCGUACUGCUAACUUGUUCUGUUGUCAAACUUGAAUUUUUAUUUUUUUAUUGACCAUUUCCAUUACCUGUUUUAAAAUCUCUUCAAUGGCAGAGACUCGCGGCAGUAUCCUGCUUUCUAGGGUAGAUAUUGCGGUUCUCUGUACCAAUGCAGAGGUUAAUACUAAACAAGUUGUAUGGAUUUCACACUGGGGAUGGGAGGAGGUGCAUUAAUUUAAAAAAUGAAGUAUCUUUUUGUAUGAUCUGUAAACACCACAGGCGCCUCUUGAAAGCAAUCAUUUUUAUAUUAUAGAUCUAUUUAAUUUUUUUUUUUUGUCAUUUGAUUUUAAAUAUUCUACUUUAAUAAAAAUGCAAGAAACCUGU